This is a messenger RNA of Hyaloscypha bicolor E, 2303 nucleotides long. RefSeq names its product mitochondrial division protein-like protein 1. The record is from RefSeq and is a predicted model, not a curated record. The transcript has 5 exons. NCBI's taxonomy places the organism in Eukaryota, Fungi, Ascomycota, Leotiomycetes, Helotiales, Hyaloscyphaceae. The coding region runs from base 112 to 2097 and encodes 661 amino acids. Gene Ontology annotation, molecular function: protein binding. Gene Ontology annotation, cellular component: nucleus; transcription repressor complex. Gene Ontology annotation, biological process: negative regulation of transcription by RNA polymerase II.
AGACACUUGACUUUUGGCUCCUGUCACCUGCUCCACCGCCUGCAGAUCUCGACACGACCUCCCAAUCAUUAUCGCGACUUUACAUGUUUUGCGUACGGUGAAACCCCACGGAUGGCAGGUUUGAGCAGCCGCAAUGGCUCUGACUUUGGAGGACCAGAGGAGGAGGACUCGAUAAUAUCGACACGAGGAAUCGAAGCAUUUGGGCGGAAGGUCACGACGACUGCUGGGCAUCUUUUAAUGCCACUGGCAACUGGGGACCCUCCUUCAAGUACACAUUAUCAGACUGCAAUGAGCGACUUGCACAAACAGCUAAGACGACCAAACCUACAAAGAAGCGUGUUCUCUUUUGCCAAAACUACACCUACCGACCUUGUUCGUUCAAAGCUAUCAACCUCAGAAAUCCAAUACCGAGCCCUGACAUAUCUACCUGACGAGCUCCUGGCGAAUAUUCCCGAUGAUGAAAACACAUAUUCCUUGUUUCAGGGCUUUCAAGCCACGAUGCCAGAGAACAGCGCGGAUAGUAAACGGCAUCGAAGGCGGAUAUCGAGGGGGAGAAAGCUUUUAGAGGACGACAAGUCGGAAUCAGAGACCCCGCCAAAUAUUGGGAAGCUCAAGAGGGAGAAGAACUCCUUGAACCACCAGCUAGAGAUGAUGAGUAUUCGCAAGAAUAUGGCCAGCAGCGAGAUUCACGAGAUAGACAACAAGAUUGCGAAUCUUAAUAGCAUGCGGAAGAUAAUAUUGGAAAGAUUAGCAGGGCUAGAACAGGAGGAGGCUCUGCUGGAGCAUGACAUUAUGGAUGUUGAGAACCGACUUGAAGAUGCUCAAGAGCAACUGGACGAUGCUGAAGCAUUUGCUCUGGCUGCAAAGGAAGAGGAAGAUUUAGACAAGCCAGACGAUUCAGCAAUGGAUGCAUCUUUCAUGUCCGAGUCGAUAUAUGAGAAGCUCCCUUCCGAAAAUAGCACACCAACAAGACCGAAACGGCAUAAGACCAUUCGCCGCAAGUCGAUGCCCAUUUUGCAUGAGCAUUUUGAACCUGGGUCUAUGAUCAGAGAGAUUCAAGCUCAUAAUGAUAAUAUCACAGCUCUUGAUUUCGAUGUUCCUUUUGGUACUAUGGUUACCUCUGCUCUUGACGAUACAGUUCGCGUCUGGGAUAUGAGUGCAGGGAGGUGUAUUGGCCUUUUGGAAGGCCAUACUGCUUCUGUACGAACUCUUCAAGUAGAGGAUAAUAUCGUUGCGACAGGUUCCAUGGAUGCAACAAUUCGGUUAUGGGAUCUCAGCAAAGCACGUUAUGAACCACAAGAUAACCGUAUCAAUAAGGGCGUUGAUGAAGACGAGGAUCCUUUAGCAUUUGGCAAUCCGGAAGAUGAAGAAUUCGAACCGCCUAUGGACAGCAUGGCAGACUGUCCAUUGUUUACCUUGGAGGCUCAUGUGGACGAAGUCACUGCAUUACACUUCAGAGGCGAUACCCUUAUUUCGGGUUCGGCGGAUAAGACACUUCGACAAUGGGAUCUCGAAAAAGGGCGCUGCGUACAGACUUUAGACGUCAUGUGGGCGGCAGCUCAAGCAUCCGCAACUAUGGGUUCUAGCGAGGGUGGUUGGCGGCAGACCGGCCGAUUGCCAGAUGCAUCAGCAGAUUUCGUGGGAGCUGUACAAGUAUUUGAUGCUGCACUCGCUUGUGGGACAGCAGAUGGUAUGGUCAGAUUAUGGGAUUUGCGGAGUGGCCAAGUUCAUCGGAGUCUUGUUGGACACACUGGUCCAGUAACUUGUCUGCAGUUUGACGAUGUGCAUUUGGUCACAGGUAGCGCGGAUCGUAGUAUUCGAAUUUGGGAUCUUCGGACAGGUGCAAUUCAUGAUGCCUAUGCAUACGAUUCUCCAAUCACAAGCAUGAUGUUUGAUAACCGCAGGAUCGUUUCGGCCGCAGGUGAAGAUGUAGUAAAAGUGUACGAUAAGCUGGAAGGGCGACACUGGGAUUGCGGUUCGGGCGUCACCGCCGAAGAAGAAAGCAGAACCCCUGCCAUAGUGGAACGCGUCAGGAUCAAGGAUGGGUACCUGACCGAGGGCAGAAGGGACGGAAAAGUAGGAAUAUGGACGUCUUGAUCAUCUGGACCAUGGAAUAGCAUAUAGAGGCGUUUUGCUGGUGGGAGAAUCGACCAGGGGAUGGCUCCUUGUAAAUAUUUGUACGGAUAUACCUCCAAUACAUAUUGCCGUUCGAGGAAAGCGACUCCGUCAGUCUACGUUCAGUGCCAAUGCAUGGAUGUUACAAUGCUUCCAUCUUCUAGCUGCUUAUCUAAGCUGCUUCUCUG